AUGGAUCCAAAAAUGUUGUUAUGUUUACCAGAAGGAGAUGCAUUGUUUAAUCCACUCAAUACAAUGUUUAUCCAAAUGGCUUGCAUUCUCGUCUUCUCUCAGUUCUUCUAUAUCUUCCUUAAACCCUGUGGCCAAGCCGGUCCCGUUGCUCAGAUUCUCGCUGGGAUUGUAUUGAGUUUGCUCACAAUAAUCAAAACCGUCCACGAUUUCUUCCUCCAAAAAGACUCAGCAAGCUACUACAUAUUUUUCUCAUUUCUUCUACGAACAUGUUUCAUGUUCUUGAUCGGUCUUGAACUUGAUCUUGACUUCAUGAAACGAAACUUAAAGAACUCCAUUGUCAUAACCUUGGGAUCCUUAGUCUCUUGUGCCAUCAUCUGGAUCCCUUUCCUCUGGUUCAUCGUCCGUUUUCUACAUCUCAAAGGGGACUUCUUAACCUUGUACGUAGCCUUCCUCGUUACCUUAUCCAACACGGCAUCUCCUGUGGUCAUCCGCUCAAUCAUUGAUUGGAAACUCCACACAUCUGAGAUCGGACGGCUAGCAAUUUCCUGCGGAUUGUUUAUUGAAGUAACCAACAUAUUCAUCUACACUAUGGUCAUAGCUUACAUCUCCGGGAAGAUGAUGGGAGACAUCUUUGCCUACACAUGUGCCACGGUCGUUAUAAUCUUCAUCAAUAGAUUCUUAGCUUCAUGGCUCCCUAAAAGAAGCCCUAAAGAGAAGUACCUAUCCAAAGCUGAAACGCUUGCUUUCUUCAUCCUUAUUCUGAUAAUCGCGUUAACCAUUGAAUCCAGCAACAUAAACUCAACAGGUUUUGUGUUUUUGAUUGGAUUAACGUUUCCAAGAGGAGGUAAAACUUAUAGAACGUUGAUCAACCGGCUGAGUUACCCUAUUCACGAGUUUGUUCUUCCGGUUUACUUUGGUUACAUUGGGUUUAGAUUCAGCGUCCACUCUCUAACCAAACGUCAUUUCCUAGCCCUAGGUUUGACAGUGGCUCUGAGCAUGGUUGCGAAGCUUCUAGGAGUCUUAUGCGCAUGUUUAUACCUUAAGAUCCCAAAGAAGUAUUGGCUUUUCUUGUCUACCAUUCUUUCAGUUAAAGGUCAUAUUGGUCUGGUUCUCCUGGACUCUAACUUGACCUACAAGAAAUGGUUUACUCCAAUAAUUCAUGAUAUGUUCAUUGCGACAUUGGUGAUCACGACUUUAUUAAGCGGAGUAAUAUCUUCUUUAUUACUUAGAGCGCAAGAAAAGGGUUUCUCACACCUAAAAACAUCCCUUGAGUUCCACGACACCAAAGAGGAGCUACGUGUGCUGACUUGCGUCUACGGUGUGCGUCAAGCUCGUGGACUGAUCUCUCUAAUCUCCGCUCUAAAUGGAGUUUCUUCCUCACCGUUCACACCUUAUCUCAUGCACCUCAUACCCCUUUCCAAGAAGCGAAAAACAGCGCUAUUGUACCACGAGCUAGACGAAGAUGGAUUAAACUCCAGUGGCGGAGACGAUGAGUUUGGAACCAACGAAGGCCUAGAGAUCAACGACUCGAUAGAUUCAUUCACUAGAGACAGAAAGGUAAUGAUCAGGCAAGUGAAACGAGUAGCGCUGAUGAAGAACAUGCACGAGGAGAUAUGUAACGGGAGUGAAGAUCUUCGCGUCUCCAUCGUGUUUCUUCCGUUCCAUAAACACCAGAGGAUCGAUGGGAAAACUACAAACGAUGGGGAAGUGUUUAGAGAUAUGAACCGGAAGGUUUUAAAGCAAGCACAGUGUUCUAUCGGUAUCUUUGUGGAUAGAAACAUAACCGGGUUUCACCAGCUUCACGGGUUUGAUUCGGUACAACAUGUUGCUGCAUUGUUCUUUGGUGGUCCUGAUGAUCGUGAGGCUUUGUCUUUGUGCCAGUGGCUUAUUAAUAACUCUCAGAUUCACCUCACUAUUAUACAGUUUGUAGCAGAUGGUUCGGGAGCAGAGAAUCUUGUCGGAGAUGCGGUGACCAAAGAAAACAACGAUGUCUUAAUGGAGAUUGUUGGUAACGAUAAAACAAACGACGAAACUGAUCGAAUUUUCUUAGAGGAAUUCUUUAACAGAUAUGUAACUACGGGGCAAGUUGGAUUCAUAGAGAAGAGAGUAAGCAACGGAUUGCAAACACUGACGAUUCUGAGAGAGAUAGGAGAGAUGUAUUCACUAUUUGUUGUGGGGAAAAACAGAGGAGAUUGCCUAAUGACGUCAGGGAUGAACGAUUGGGAAGAGUGUCCGGAACUAGGAACGGUCGGAGAUUUCUUGGCUUCAUCAAAUAUGGAUGUAAAUGCUUCUGUAUUAGUAGUUCAAAGACAUAGACACUCAUUUGAUAUCUUUGUGGAUGAAUAG
Molecule: messenger RNA, 2346 nt
Organism: Eruca vesicaria subsp. sativa (arugula)
Lineage: Eukaryota; Viridiplantae; Streptophyta; Magnoliopsida; Brassicales; Brassicaceae
Source: the annotation of a GenBank genome assembly